Messenger RNA from Anolis sagrei ordinatus, 1923 nucleotides. It is a transcript of the gene LYSMD3, whose product is annotated as LysM domain containing 3. Gene Ontology annotation, biological process: Golgi organization. Gene Ontology annotation, cellular component: Golgi apparatus. The record is from RefSeq and is a predicted model, not a curated record. Lineage: Eukaryota; Metazoa; Chordata; Lepidosauria; Squamata; Anolidae.
GGGGGCGGGGCCUAUUUGCAGACGUGGCGCCGGCGCUGCUGUUUGCUCGCUGUUUCUGAGCGCGGCCUAGGCCUGUCACUGAGGGAGGAGGCGCGGAGAGAGGAGGAGGCCUCUGGCAUGACGUCGCCCGGAAGACAGACAGAAUUCUCCUUAUAGGAUGACAGGAAAAAGCCAGAAUUUCAGUUUCCAGCCUCCAUCUGUGGUGCAGCCUGCAGUGGAGAGCCAUUCAUAUCCAUUUGGGAAUGGUAUCAAUUCUGAUAGUGAUGUGUUGGAAGAUGAAGUGGAGGUGUACGAACUGCGACCCCGGGGAAGGGAGAAAGUCCGAAGAAGUACAUCAAGAGAGAGACUGGAUGAUAUUGUAUUUAUAACAAAGGAUAUACAAGAAGGAGACACAUUAAAUGCCAUAGCACUUCAGUACUGUUGUUCAGUAGCAGAUAUUAAAAGGGUGAACAAUCUUAUUACAGAUCAGGACUUCUUUGCACUAAGAGCAAUUAAAAUUCCAGUGAAGAAGUUCAGUGUAUUGACUGAGACACACUGCUUUCCAAAAAGACAAGUUUCACGAUCGGCUUCUACUUCAUUCCCUGCAGAAUUUCCAGACACAUCACUAGCUGCUGAGCCAUUAUCCAAUGAGACUGUUGGUAACUUCUUGAAAGAAGUAGAUCGUGAUAUAGAGCAAAUAGUGAAAUGUAAUGCAACAAAGAGAGAAAAUCUUAAUGAAGUUGUUUCUGCCUUGUCUACCCAGCAAUCAAACUUUGAGCCAGAUGGUAAAACCGGUAAACGGAAAGAUCCUUAUUAUGGAGCAGACUGGGGAAUAGGAUGGUGGACCGCUGUGGUAAUAAUGGUAGUAGUAGGCAUAAUAACACCCGUUUUUUAUCUUCUAUACUAUGAGGUUUUAGUUAAAGUGGAUGUCAGUCACCAUUCUACAGUGGAAUAUUCUUCAGUGACAUCCCCAUCGAAACCAUUAGAAAAUGGAAUAAAUCAGCAGAUUUCAUGAAAUUUGAAGUUUUCCUUCUACAAGCUCAAGGUAUGAACAUCCACUCACCACAUUCUGCAAAGAGGAAAAGAAUAACGGGUCCUGUGUGCAGUUUGAAAGUAGCUAUCUUUUGUGAUGGUAUUUAGUACAAGGACACUUCUACAAUCUUGUUGUAUGUGUGGAAGAAGUGGCUUUUGGUACAAAUGGUGUUGGCAAAUUCAAUAUGUUGAUGUUAAGUAUACAUUGCCUGGAUCUGCUAAAAUGCUUCCAUCUAAGAUGCUAUGCUCCCAUUUAAAGUAAUGGGAAUGAAACCAUUUUAAAUGGAAAUAUCUUAACUUUAUAAAACCUUUGAUCAUGUAUGCUGAAAAACAAUAAGUUGAGACAUUGUGUAAGUUUUCUGUACAGGAUUACCUUUACAAUUUCAAAUAACAAUAAUUUUCAGGCACUGUGUAUUUUGAAAGGACAACCUGUUCUCUUCCACCACGAGAAUAAUACAGGGAUUAGAAAUAAUUUGUCUUAUCAGAUGUGCUGAAUAAGUUCAGUUCUCUGUACUACUGAUAAUUAUAGUUGCCCAUGAGGCCAAUGACUCAUGGGACUAACCACACUUGGCAUGUGAAGAUGUCCAACAGUAUUGAAACUCUCUUUUUUCUUAAACAGCUUUAAGAGGGAAAUAGCUUUGAGCAGGGAAACAGGAGAAAUGGUCUUUAAACAGUGUUAUCUUCUCUGUUCCAAAAUUGUUCCCCUUCGUGUACGUCUGUUAUUGUUUUGAAGGCUGUGUCUUUGUGUAUCUACAUGAAGCUGGGAUAUGUCCACCAAUCCAUUUUGGAAUAAAGGAGGGGCAGUGUCCUUUCUCACUUGCUCCUUUAUUUCCAAAACAGUGGAACUCCCAAGACAUGCACAUUGUGUGUAAGAUGCAUUUAGCCAUUAUGGGAGCACAGUAUUUUCCCCAA